Molecule: messenger RNA, 3602 nt
Organism: Pseudopipra pipra
Lineage: Eukaryota; Metazoa; Chordata; Aves; Passeriformes; Pipridae
Gene: GLP2R
Product: glucagon like peptide 2 receptor
Exons: 13
Coding region: 1615-3219 (534 amino acids)
Biological process (GO): cell surface receptor signaling pathway; adenylate cyclase-modulating G protein-coupled receptor signaling pathway
Cellular component (GO): plasma membrane
Molecular function (GO): glucagon receptor activity; peptide hormone binding
Source: RefSeq, a predicted model, not a curated record
UUUUAACCACAUUCAGACUUUAUGUAAAGAUGAGACACGGGUGUACAUCACACCCUUCCCCACUCCUGGAUUCCUCCAGAAGAGAGUUUUGUCACAUGUGUAGAGGAGGGAGUGGGGUCACCCUGACAGUCAGGCUGAUGGGGUGUGCUGCAGGGUGUAUCUACCACACCGUUUGGGUUUAGCCUAGGUCUGUCUUUGAAAACUGAGCUCCUGCUGGCCUCCAUAGCCCCAGGGUGACACCUCUGCCUGUUCUCCAGGCAUGUUGCUCACACCUCGAGGUCUUGGCCAACAGCAAAUUGAAUAUGAGUCAGCAGUGCCCUGAAGGUAGUGCCACAUGAAGGUGGUGAAGAGCCCAGAGGAGCCUUAUCAGGAGCUGCUGAGGGAGCUUGGGUUGUUCAGCCUGAAGGAGACUGAGGUCAAACCUCACUGGGGUCUGCAGCUUCCUCCUGAGGGGCAGCAGAGAGGCAGCUUCAUCUCUGCUCUCUGUGCUAGUGACAGAAUUGGAGGAAAUGUCUGGAGCUGUGUCAGGGGAGGUUCAGGUUUAGGUUGGAUAUUAGGAAAAGGUUCUUCCCCCAGAGGGUGGUUGAGCACUGGAACAGGAAAUGAUCACAGCUCCAACCCUGCCAGAGCUCCAGAAGCAUUUGGACAACACUUCUAUGAUUCUCUGAUUCUGAAAAGGACACGAGCUAUCCUUCAAUAGCCACAAGUUUAAUUUCUCUUGGAAACAAAUGACACAACAUCCUCUUGACUCUCCAUAUUCCCAACUCAAAACAUGAAAAUUAUAAACUAGACCCUAAAAUUAUUGUAUUAUAAAUUAUUUUAUUCUCUAAAACUACACAAUGUAUAGACUUAUUAAUGUAUUCAGGAUUUCUCGACAACUGGAAAAAUUUUUUGAAAAUUUAAGCUGAAAUUCAUUGUCAGUUUCUACAACCUGGCAACUGAAACUGUGAAGAAAACACUAAAUGUCACAACAAUUGUAGCAAAACUUUAACUGCUGGUCACAAAUUUUUUUGCACAUUUAGAUUGUCCCUCAUCCUGCACUGGCAUAUUUACAAAACAUAACAGUUUGCACAUUUGCAAAAUAUAUUUGACAAAACAUGAUCAGAAAGCAUAAACCCAGCUAUUAUUUAGCUGCUUUCUAACAGCCAACUAGAGUCAGCAAGCUUCCUACAAAAAGUUUUUCUUGUGUUCUAAGACAUCUUUUAAUGAUUUCGUGAGGUGUGUGUAAGUAUACAUGUGAAUUUAUGGAGCUGGAUUUCAUUCUGGCAAAACCACUGGCAAAAUUCCCAUGGAGCUUCAAGGGAACAGCAUCAGCCCCUUAAUGUUUUAAUAGUUUUCUGACUUCUUAUUGGCUAAUGGACAAGCUACAGUAAGCAAAAUUGCUGUGAAGUUUAAAGUAAGCUCUCUCUGCCUUUAAUCAGAAAAAACCAAAACGUAGUCGGAGUCUGGCAAGCCUAGACAGUUUAGGACACUUCCUCACUUAUUUGUAGAGAAGAUUCAUGGAACAGUCGCACUCAUAAAAGAAGACUUUUUUUUUAUUUUUAUUUUUUUGUACAAGACAGAGUGAAAAGAUUGAUCUACAGUAGAGUGAAAUACUGGGACAAAUUUAAUAGAAUGGGCAUGGUGACACUUUUUGGUCUUGAUUCCAGCAUGGGACUCUGGACCAGAAUAUCUCCCACAUCUGCCAGCUCUGUCAUGAUAUUCUUUCUUGUGAAACAGUAUUUUCACUCCCAGGCCAAAGGAUCUCUGCUGGAAAAAACCACUACUGAAUGGAAUAAAUAUAAACAGGAAUGCUUGAAAAUGCUACAGGAAUCAACUAUAGAUACUGGAAUACAUUGCAAUGGGACAUUUGAUCAGUUUGUUUGCUGGCCUUACUCACCCCCAGGAAAUGUCUCUGUUCCUUGUCCUUCAUAUUUGCCAUGGUUGGAAAAUGGAAGCAUAGGACAUGUAUACAGAGUCUGCUUGGAUGAAGGGAUUUGGCAAACAAAGGAAAAUUCCACAGACAUUUGGCGGGAUAGUUCAGAAUGUUCUGAGCAAAAUCAUUUCAAAAAAAAAGAAGAAGAACAUAAACUACUUACCACAUUACAGCUGUUAUACACUAUAGGAUAUUACUUUUCUCUGAUCUCACUUGUAUUAGCUCUGAUUUUACUUUCUUUACUCAGAAAACUUCACUGCACAAGAAACUACAUCCAUAUGAAUUUAUUUGCAUCUUUUAUCUUGCGUGCCACAGCAGUUCUUAUAAAAGACACUGUAUACUACAAUAUUUACUCAAAGAGACCAAAUGAUGAAACUGGAUGGAUACUAUACCUCAGUCCAGAGAUUGUAAUAAUUUGCAGGACUGCCCAGUUUUUCAUGCAUUACUUUGUUGGGGCAAACUACUUUUGGCUAUUAGUAGAAGGAAUUUAUCUGCACACAUUAUUGAUAACUGUGGUACUCUCUGAAAGACGACUGCUGCAGACAUACAUUGUGAUAGGAUGGGUUGUUCCGAUCCUGUUUGUGGGCCCUUGGGGAAUAAGCAGAUCCAAACUGGAGAACACUGGGUGCUGGGGAACAAAUGAACACAUGGGAAUCUGGUGGAUCAUCCGAGGACCAAUGUUGUUUUCCAUUACAGUUAACUUUGGCAUCUUCUUAAAAAUUCUCAGGAUGCUGAUUUCCAAACUAAAAGCUCAGCAAAUGAACUUUCAUGACUACAAAUACAGAUUGGCAAGAUCUACGCUUGUGUUGAUUCCAUUGUUGGGCAUCCAUGAGUUUGUAUUUACCUUCAUCACUGAUGAACAGGUGGAAGGACUUCCAAGACAUAUAAGACUUUUCAUUCAGCUGACAAUGAGCUCAUUUCAUGGUUUUUUGGUAGCAGUUCUGUACUGCUUUGCUAAUGGAGAGGUGAAAGCAGAGCUCCAGAAGCAGUGGUCCCGUUUCCUGCUGGCAGAUCCCUUUGGCUGCAAACUCUGCUUUCUUGGGGAAAACAUAAAAUACCUCAGAAAAUGUUCACAGAAGCGAAAAAACCAGCAUUUCAGCAGCAAACACCGCUUGUGCCUGGAGGUGAGCAAACCCUGGGGCAUGCAGCUGCAGCAGGUGCUGGUGAGGCAGAGGACAGACUUCAACCUGGAGCCCUGCUCCGCACUCCCAUCCCACCCACGGACAAGCAUGUCAGACAGCAGUGAGGGAGAGGUCACCACUGGAGAGACAACUGAGGAAGUCUUUGAGGAAAGUGAGAUUUAGAAAGCUGUCCACUGGGACAGCACCUGCCAACAACCAGUGCUGUGAAAGAUCUUCUUUCACCUCCAGACUGUUCAGAGUUCUGGGAUGUGCAAUGCAAGGAGGAAGGAGUUAAUAUCCCAGAUGUUCCAGUUUUCCUAAUCUGAGAAAAAAUCGUAUCUGCAUGUUGCUAACCUGUGUGGCUGGGUAGAAGAGGUCUGAAUCAAAAAAUGCUCUCUGCUGACCAGUCUGGAAGGUAGCUGAUGCUGAGAGUGAUGUGCACAGGAAAGCAGGAUGUACUCUGGAAACAAGUAGACUCGGAAUGCGCAUUGUGUCCCAGCAGCUUCAUCCAUACAUGACUGCCCUUUGACUCACAUAAUAAAGAAGUUGUUAAUUUUUCUUUUUCA